GGAAGGAAGGCAGACACAGCAAGCAGGCAGGAUAUGCUCUCAGCCUCCUCCUCUUCCUCCAGGCAAGAGAAGGGCCUUGCAGUGAAGUGGAGGCUGCAUCCCCUGCCCUCCUUAGGGAUGGAGGGAGGCAGGACAUAGCUGGCGCCAUGGGAAGUAAACUGAGUAUGGCAUGCAUGUUGCUUCUAGCAUUAAAAGUUUCUGGCCUGAAAAAAGUUGAUCCAGAUGACUCCAUAGUUCUGCAGUGCUACCAGUCCAUACCCAGCAAUGUUAUGAACUGCAGCUGGUUUACUCACGAUCCUGCACAUGCUGAUGCUAUUCAUGUUCUCCACUACCAGAGCCUAAAAUUCCACCCUGGACAAACUCACUCAUUGCAGUCUCAGAAUAAACAGAAUUGGUUGAUUGUUGAACGACGUACGCUGACGCAGGGGGAUGACUACAGCGUUUGGAUAGAAGUUUGGAGUGCCGCUGGGAAUAUAACCUCCAAAAAGCUGAACUUCAGCCUAGAUGAUAUAGUGAAGCCCCCUCCUCCUAUCCUGGACCCUGUGGAGCUAGAUGCUUCUGGGGCUCUGGUGACCUGGAAGAACCCUCUGUGGUCUGCCUCUGUUGGUCAUCAUCCUCUCAGCUGUGCUCUUCGAUACAAAGCAUCCACAGACCAUGAUUGGACCUAUUUGCAUGAGGAAGAUGUAGGCCAGGAGGGCCAUGAGUUUGAGGACCUGAAACCAUUCACUUCCUAUGAGGUGGAGGCUCGGUGCAUUCCAGAAAACGGUUUUUGGAGUGAAUGGAGUUCUCCUCAAACCUUCAAAACCCUUGAGGCUGCUCCAUUAGGUCAGGUAGAUGUCUGGCGGGAAGUUGGUGUUUCUGAAAAUGGGAACCAAAACUUUCUUCUGCUAUGGAAGGCACUGGACCCAGAAGUAGCCCAGGGCAACAUCCUCGACUAUGAAAUCACCUACCAGGAUCAUAGCAAAAACAUCUACAAGAUGAUAUGCCAUUGCUGCAAUGCAACCCUCCCUCAUACGGCUGUGUAUGCUUGGGUGACAGCACGCAAUUCCAUUAAGAAGACACUGCCAGCCAAUCUCAGCUUGGAGCAAACAGAGCGCCCUGGCCCUGAGGAAACCCAAGUGGUGGCAGUACCAGAUCUGGGUCUCAAUGUGACGUGGAAGCCCAGCACGAGCCCCCAGUGGGUUCAGCCUGAGGAGUAUGUUGUGGAGUGGAGAGAAGAGCUCCUCAGAAGCAAGGGAAGGCCACUGAACUGGAUCCGCAGGCCAGGUAGCAGCAACAGUGCACAGCUGAGAGGUGACUUUAGACCAAAAAUACCUUACCGCGUGAGUGUUUAUGCUUUGUAUGCUGAUGGGAGCAGCACCUCGGUCGCUGUGCAAGCCUACUUCAAGGAAGAAGCACCAUCGGCCAGUCCCCAGGCACUACAGGACAGAAGCAUUUCUUCUACAGCCUCUCACAUCUCUUGGAAGGAAAUUCCUUUGGAAAGUCGCAAUGGACACAUCACCCACUACACCCUUUACCUAAAUCAUUCCUCUUCCGGGAACGUCAGUCGCAUUCCCAUAGGUGCUACCAAGAGCAGCUACAAACUCUCAAAUCUUACCCCUGGGACAAGCUACCAGCUCUGGAUGACAGGGUCUAACUCUGCUGGGGAAGGAGUGGCCAGCCAUCGGCAUCACUUCAGCACUCCAGCAGUUUCCCAUUGGCAGAUCAUUGUGGUCAUCACCUUAGUAGUGGUAGUCCUGCUUAUCCUGGCUGCUGUUUUGAUAUAUGUUAGGCACAGAUGGGUCCUUGGCUUCUGCCAUAAGAUCCUGCCCCCGUGGUGCUGGGAGAGGGUUCCAGAUCCAGGGCACAGCAUGGUAGCCUCAAAGAUCAAUGAACAGAAUGCUGCACAUGGCAUGGACACCCUGUGCCAGUACUUGGACCAGUCUCCGAAGGGUCUGGACAUCAUUGAGAUAGAGGAGCCAGCUCCACAACUGCUGCCACCUCCGUCCCCUGCCCCCGUGGUGAAUUCUGGCUAUGAGAAACAUUUCAUGCCUACCUUGGAAGAAAUGCAGAAACUGUCUUGAGAAGGGAAGAAAGUUAUGCUUCACCCUCUGGGGACUAAUGAGAGAAUCUAUUUCACCUAUAUUAAGGUGCUUGUCCUAGUCCAUCUGCAAAUCAGGUCGACCAAUUGAGGAUUAUUCAUUUGCCUCUCAAAGCUAGGGGUGGGGCACAUUUCACUGGAUCCAUCAGUAGCUCUUUUGCACCUCCUGAUAUUUGUUGGAAGAAGAAAUGCACCAUGCCUCAAGAAUCCACGCAUUUGCAAAGCUGACAGGGUGCUCUGGAGAAAAAAGGUGCACACAGAACAGUGUACACAUUUUAAAAUGUGAACAGCUAAAAUGGUGCAAACACACUUCAGUCAUUGGGGGGAGUGUGUACCUUAAAUCACAUGGACAGGUAAAUGCAUGUGACAGCAAUUGUGUUAAAAAUGACAUAUUUCAUUGUGGGAAGGAAAAUCAAAAGUCUCACAAUCUAAUAUCCACAAUGGGAGCUCUCAUUGCAGUCCCUAGGUACUGCAGUCCCUAGGUACUCCUCCAAGAUGACACUUGUGACCUCAAACCACCACAAAAGCAGUAAACUGGGCAUAUCUCUGGGAUGCUUCACUUCACUCUGGAGUUUCUUCAGGAAUGUGGUUCUCUUCCUGAGCCUGUAGUGGACUCUAUCUGGACUCAGAUGUCCUUCUUAGUCCUGAUUACACCUGUUUAACUCCUUUGAGUUGUCACCUCGACACUGAAGCUAUUGUGGAAGCAUUGGUUCUUACUGCAUUUGCAGUUAUAUUAAACCUGUUUUGUAUUGCCUGUACUGACAGAAGCAGAAAUAGCUGCUGGUGCUGCUAGAAACAGCGCCUAUACAGGUAUGGCCCAAAGCUAUUGGGGAAGAAGUGAAGAAACCUUUCUCUCUGGGUUCUUUUAACAGGGGCUGUUUUAAAAAGUAUGUUUUUUUUUACUUCAGGUCUGAUUCACUUGGCCAGGAAUUUUGUCUUUAUUUAUUCAAUAUUUUGUUACGGUUUUUAUAAUAAGUGGUACCUCUUCUUUUUCAUUUUGUGUAUUAUUAGUAAGCUGCUUUUUUCUUGGAGGGUGUCUACAUGUUUGGGGGGGGACAUACUUGCCUUGAAUCAUUCCAGACAACACAUGCCCAGUUCUGCAACAAAAUGACUUCUUUUUGCCUUUAAUCUCAUUUAAGAAGACCUAUAUGUUGCCCUGGAGCUUGUGACCUCUGUGUUUUUCAAGAGUGUACAGCUGAAUCGGGUUGUCCAUACAUCACAAAUAUGCACAGGACCAUAUUGGUGCUGGCAGGUGGAGCCAUUUUUUGUCCUUCUCACUGAUCAGUGCUGGAAAGGUUCCUUGGCUUGUCAGCCAAGCAGCUCCCUGGCAGAGUCUUGCUGGUAAUGUUGCUUCUGGUGUGGCCAGAAUGGGGACCCCCUUCCUUGUUGACUGGUGAAGCAAUUGUGGCAGCCCUGAGGAAGACAGGACACCAGUGCCAAUGUGCUGCCAGCCCAGCUGACCAUCUGGACUGGGGUGAUCACAUAGUGAAUCUGGGGCAUCUCUGGAGCAGGAUACACCAGACUGCACCUGUAUUAUUUUGGCUGCUGUAGAGGUGCCCUUGGAAAGUAGUAUAUGAAGAGGCCUUAAUUUUGGCCCAGAGUCCACUUCCUAUUUGGGGAUGGUCUCUGGUUCAUUGCAUUAACAGGUUUGCUUAGGAGUAUGACCACCAAACCUUUCCAGCCACGAGGCUCCUAUUUCAGGAGCUUCGUGGCCUGUAAAGAGAAGCUCAGUUUUGUGCAACAGCUUUCCAGAUUUAAAUAUUUUCUUAUUGCUAAUCAAAAAUUAUGUCAGAAGCAGCUUGUAGCUCCAGAGAGAGCCCCCAUAGGACCCAUCUGGGCCAAAAUUUCCCUAUCCUUGGUUGAUGUGAUACUGCUGAAAUUGGUGUGUGUGUGUGUGUGCAUACAGAAGGACAUUUGGUGAUGUUGGUCCUGUCUGGAAUGCACAGGACAAGUAUUCUGGCCACAUAGCUGACUCAAGCCCCUUGCAAGGGCCUAUCAUUCUGACACUGGGUGGCUGAUAGCACAGGCAUCACGCUGAGCCACCUGGUACAUCCGCUGCAGGUCACUUUGCUGUGAGGUCUGAGCAAGGCACCAAGCUUUGACAUGGCUGGGCGCCUUGUUCUGACCUCAGAGCGGGCAACUGGUGGCACCAUUGGCUACUCUGCAUGGCAGAGCAGGACACAGUUCAAACAGCCACCCAGCUUCAAGCCGGGUUUUUCAAUACUUGGGGUUUUCCAAGAAGAUCUAGAACAACUGCAGAGGUAUUUUAAUUCAUUUUAAGAGGGUAUACCCUGGUUCUGGUGCUGAAUGGGCUGGGUGUUGUCCAGUUUGUAUGCACCAAAACUUUGGGCCAUCUGUCGUCCAGUCUCUCUGUUGAGAGAAGGCAGGGAGGGGGUUGUUUCACUUGUCCUGUACAGCCAGAACAUUGUUUUGGCUCUUCCUACAUUUUUGUGACAUGCAGAGUUUUUUGUCAGUGUAAAGUUGCUUUCCAUGUGCUUCCAUGUACUGCAGCCAGGUUGAAAAAACACCUACCUGGGAGAUAUUCUUUAGAUGGAUUGUUGUGGCUGGCAAAGGACGAGAGAAGAAAAUGAAGCACGGAAAGAUCUUCUGCUUGGCUUAGAAACACAGGGAAGACUGCAGUUUAGAAAAGCUGAAAAGAAAAAAAAUCACUAGAAAAGAUUGUCUACACUGAGAUAAGCAAACAUACAUACUUUUCUGAAAAAACACAUCCGUUUGCCUCUUUAUAGGCUUUGCUACAAGAAUAAUUGGGACUUCUGAACUAAAUAAAGUGUAGUGUGGCAGCAAUCUCAAUUUCCCCACUAGGAGUCAGGAAAGUUCCAGAUGUUUGAGACCUUUUUGGCAUUAAUGUCAUAACAAAGUUUUCCUUGUUUCGGCUGUAAAAUAAAAGCGUUCUCUCUCUCUCAUCUGUUCCAUACCCUUCAACAUUUCACAGAUUAAAACCAGGACACGUGGGGCUAAGCGAUACCAGAGUUUAGUCAAGAUGACAGAAGUUAUUAACGAGGAAGGACACACAAGCUACGAAAGGUUACAGCAGUUUGCUUUGCAUGAACCUCCUGGAAGAGUAAGACUGCUCAUUUUUCUCCUGUUCACUUAAUUGUGUACAAUCAACUUUUGUACUUCAGUUUGCAGCAAAUGAAGUGAAGUGCAGAUAAAAUGGGAAAGGAGGAGGAGAGAGAAGCUGGGAUAUUCUGAAAGCAGCUGAAAGCUUAUCUCCAGUUAGGAGAGGUUUUCUCACCUUCAUUGUCAAAUGCUCCCUGUUUAUCUAUUAUAUUAAUACAGAAAAACAUCAAAUACAACCACCAUCUUCACUUUUAAACUUAUGGUCGGAUGUUUUGAUGUAAGUGCCUUACGUUUCAGCAGUGGACUCUCUUGAAUCCAAACAAUAAAUAGACAAGAAUGCAUAAAGUGUACUCAAAACUAUUGUAUAUAACUUAAAGCCUAUAGAAAAAUAAUAUCCUGACUGUUACAGCAUUAUAUAUUAGUAUUUCUUUGACUACGUUGUUUAUAUGCUUGUAUUAUGUUUUCAAAAUAAAAAUUAAAAAACAUUUCUAA
This is a messenger RNA of Sceloporus undulatus (fence lizard), 5653 nucleotides long. It is a transcript of the gene IL27RA, whose product is annotated as interleukin 27 receptor subunit alpha. The record is from RefSeq and is a predicted model, not a curated record. Gene Ontology annotation, cellular component: external side of plasma membrane; interleukin-12 receptor complex; interleukin-23 receptor complex. Lineage: Eukaryota; Metazoa; Chordata; Lepidosauria; Squamata; Phrynosomatidae. Gene Ontology annotation, biological process: cytokine-mediated signaling pathway; positive regulation of activated T cell proliferation. The coding region runs from base 147 to 2063 and encodes 638 amino acids. The transcript has 15 exons. Gene Ontology annotation, molecular function: interleukin-12 receptor binding; interleukin-23 binding; cytokine receptor activity.